Chlorella variabilis is the source of this 399-nucleotide messenger RNA. RefSeq lists its product as hypothetical. NCBI's taxonomy places the organism in Eukaryota, Viridiplantae, Chlorophyta, Trebouxiophyceae, Chlorellales, Chlorellaceae. Gene Ontology annotation, cellular component: cell cortex. The transcript has 4 exons. Bases 1 to 399 code for a protein of 132 amino acids. Gene Ontology annotation, molecular function: actin monomer binding. The record is from RefSeq and is a predicted model, not a curated record.
AUGAGCUGGCAAGAUUACAUUGACCAACAGCUCAUGUGCACCCUCCCUAGCGGCGGCCAGCUCUCGCACGCAGCUAUUGUGGGAACCGAUGGAGGCGUGUGGGCUCAAAGCGAGAGCUUCCCAGCCAUCACGGAAGAAGAGAUUGCUGCCCUUGUAAAGGGCUUUGACGAUCCGUCCCAGCUGGCCCAGAAUGGACUGCGCAUUGGCGGUGAGAAGUACAUGUUGGUGGCGGGCGAGCCCGGGGAGGUGCUGCGCGGGAAACAGGGCUCAGCUGGAUGCACGAUAAAGAGGACCAAGACGGCAAUGGUGGUGGGCAUUUACGGCGAGGGCGUGCCGCACGGGGACUGCAACAUCGUGGUAGAGGGGCUGGCUGACUACCUUCUGGAUACCGGAUUGUAG